AAAGAUAAAACAUUCUUCAGAUCUAUACGCGAGCUCCCCACCUCUCUGUCUGUAUCGAAACCGAAAGGAUAAAAGCGAAUGAUUAAUUGCAAACGUUUCCCUCGACUUGAUCGGAAUACAGUUUGGUGAAAUCCUACGCUCGGCGUCACCUUAUCCAUGACGGGGGAGGAAAUCAGAGCAAAAGCUGCCCUGGUGAUGUUGGAAACCACGCAACACCGUAUCGGAAACCUACCCAACAUCGCGUCUUGGUUCACCUCUCUACUAGAGAAGUGUGGAAAUACGUAUUAAAGAGGGGAUUGGAUACAAUGAACACUGAAGGAUCCGGAGUCAUUUCUUGGAUCCUUCUAUCGCUUGUGAUGGCUUUGCUUGUCUGAGGAAUCUGCAGAAGAACAUGAUAAAUGGUGAGUGUGGUGUGGACAUCUGGUGCGUAUUUACGCAUCAGCAGAAUUCACUUAGAGAAUUUAAUUCAUUUUAAACUGAAUUGUUGUGAGGUAUUUUUCUUCUGAACCAUGUCUCUUUUAUAGUGUCUGAUCGGAACUCUACUCCGUAAUGUCCUGGUGGUUGUCUUGUUGACCAAUUCGAGUGGUAAACGUAGAUGUAACUACGCAGAGAUACUGGGCUCCUACAGAGAGGUCAUCUUUGUUGAGCUGCAGAAUCUGGUAUAAGUAUGCUCCUGAAGCGCUGUGUCGUCUGUCUUUCAUCGUGUGCAUUUGAAGAACUUUUUAUCGUGUUUGAUCGUGUUUUACUCAUCAAAAGAAUUUGCUUGCAGCAAAUCUUGAACACCCUCCGAUAACAUAAACAAUUGCAAUGUUUGAGACUGUCAUCUUUUUUCCAUCUUUUGAAUGAAAUUAAAUUCUUUGAAUAGAUGCGCAAUUGUUUUCUUCUGCAGAAUUUCACAGCCUCAGCUAAUACCCCCAAAGAGAGAGACAUCUGUCCCUCAGGAAAGGUAAGAGGUGUGACAGUAUGUGCACUUUCAGCACCAUGGACAGGGUAUUAAUGACUGAUGUCAGUCUAAUUUGUCCUGAUACUGAUGAGACUGUUAUUGGCUUUCAAACGCCUUACAACAUAAAUGGGGUGUCUUAUAUCAAAGAUUACAGAGAUAUCGUAAAUAUUGUUUGAAAUGACUUAAGUUCCUUCACCUCUUUGGAUACUUUUCCACUGCAGGCGCGCCGCAUCCUGGUUUCCAUCUAUAGUAAGACAAGGCAGAUGCAGUGUCACAGGAGCGGGAAGCAGCUGUCGGAACUGGAAAAACCACUCAAGAAUAUGGAGCAGCUUAUUAUUAACAACUGCAGCCCUGCAUAUCUGGUGAGAAAAAGGACAACAGUUUGGUGUUUUCUUAUUUACUUGAAUUAAACCAAUGCUACUAUUAGUUUUCAAUGUAUUCCAAAGCAUGCAAAACAAAACUGCAAGCACACACCAGGGAUAUUUCUUGCCUAAUCACCCCUCUUGUGGCCAAAAUAAGAACACCUGUAAAAGGCAGCAUAACAGCACUAAUUCUGGUUGCUUACAGGGACAGACACCACCUUGCUCAGCUGUUGGUAAAAUACAAGGAAAGAAGAGAAAGAGGACGAGGUUAAUCAAAGUUAUCAAGGCGCUCAUUACUUGCUGGCAGAAGCUACAGACUGUCUUGGUGCUCUCAAAGUAGGAAACCCUGUGUGCCCUCCACCUUCUCUUGCUCCCAGUACUCUCUCAUGAAGAUAUUGGCUGACCCACAGCCAUUGUUCGACUGUGUUUAAACUUUCUCGUUUUUUUCAAAUGCAGUGUUUACUGUUGUGAAGUUCUCAGUUUUUUGUGUAAACUGUCAGCAUCAUCCCCUUGUGUAACGGAAAAGUUUUACAGUAACCACAUAUAAGCUAUCACACUGUAUCUUCAACCAAGUGCCUUCAGAAUAUGUUGUGAACAACCAGAUUUCUAUCUGUAUCAUAUGUCAACAUACUCAUGAUAUGUGCUAUGACCAUUUUUGUUGCAUUUUCAACACAAUAAAACAUUUUGAUAUCUGUAAA
This is a messenger RNA of Xyrichtys novacula (pearly razorfish), 2003 nucleotides long. NCBI's taxonomy places the organism in Eukaryota, Metazoa, Chordata, Actinopteri, Labriformes, Labridae. The record is from the annotation of a GenBank genome assembly.